CCGCGUGGCUCAGUCUUCGGCUCGCACUGUCCUGUCUGGCCAUGCGUCGCGCACAACUGGCGUCCGCCGCACUAUCGCCCAAACCGUACCGCCGUAGCAGCAACGCCAAGGAGACGACGAGCACGAGAAUCACCGGCGGGAGUUUUUCUUGGGUCCAAAAAUCGGAAUCCAAGGAUCGGCCGGGCCCCGAACCCGGACUAACCCCCCGGGCCUUAUCCGCCCUCGCCGCUAGUUCAGGAAAGGUGUCGACGGUCCUCGAAGAGCUUGCAACCACCGAAGGCGGUCCAACCCUCGGCGGGAUUUCCGGACCCCUGUUCAUCCCGGUUUCAUGAGUUUUUUCUCACUCGCAUCGCGACGCUCGCAGCCCCCGGAGGAGGAGUCAGUGAUACAGGAUCAAAGUGCAUGGGCCCAGUCGAUAAGUUACCUUGCGGAACGGUUUUUCGCCGAUCGAUAUCGAUCGCGGAUCCCUCCCUUCCGCGCUUCAGCCUGAACACUUGCAGUUUCGACCGAUUUUUGACAUGCGUCACGAUCGAUCCAUCAACCAGCUACUACUCGCCACGCGACUGAACGCCGGUUGAACGAGUGUGUGUUGUGCUUGGUUUAAAAAUUCGUCAUCGUAUAGAACAAAUAUUUGUUACUCCUUCCCCUUUUUAUCACACUUUGUACGUUAAUUUUUUUUUUUUUUUUUUUCUUCUCUUCGUUUGUCGUGACGCGUUAUCAGACGAUCGCAUCUCUGCUGUUCUAUAUCAAUAUACGGCGGACGAUUUAUUAAUUAUCCGACACAGAGUCCAACGAGCUAUCAGUGAAAUUAUAUUUGCCACAGUUAUGCAUUUCGCUGUUACGACGGCGUUGCUAUUUUCGAGCACGGAACGUUUCGGAGAACAGGAAUAAUCAAUUCGAUUACAGCACACGGUAGAUAAAUUAUCACAAUAUCGUUGCGACGUUACAAUUAUGUUCUGUGCAGUUCUACUUGCGACGGUGAAAUUCUUCAGCAGUAUGGGCUUGCCGUAAUCGCUAGUGUGAUUUUGAUUUAUAUUGGUAUUACGACAAACUGUUUUCGGAACACUUGUUUAGUGAUACCUAAGUACUAGCGCGAGGAACGCGUCACGUCGCUACAACGCUACGUUCCAAACAAUUUGCGCGAUCACUGAUAUUCUUCUUCACUCUGCACCGUGAAAAUACGCUCGGUAACUUCGCAUUGUGCAGCAGCUUGUGAAUUGUUCAUUCAGUGUGUGAGUUUCAUUUUUUGUGACACGUAAUAUUGUUCAUCCCGUGUUCAAAGGAUCGGAUGGUGCGGGCUGCCUUCUUUGCCUCAACUUAUCUGAGCGGUUGGCGUGCUAGCCAUGUCAGGGGAUCGCCGGGCAGGAGCGCGCCGUGUCGACGUGGAGCCAGGAGACCUGGAUCGCCGGCCCCAUCCAAGGAGCUGAGCCGAAGGACGCCCCGCGGGGACGAGAUUUUACAGAAGGAAUUGAAAUUUAGCUGCACAGUCGACGACGAGCUGAGGCUUGGGAUCUACGGCCUCCCCGCUGGCCUGGCCAGCUACUAUGCGAAUUGAAGCUCUUAGCGCCUUUCUCGCGGUGGUUUGGGUGACCGCAGUCCUGUGUCCGUGGCUUGUUGCCGCGAAUAACCUGACUUCUUCCUUCACGUCACGUCGGCCCAGGGAUCAUCCGUUCAGAGGACACAACCCUGCCUGGAACGUGCCGUUGGAUGAAACGUCGAACAAGCGAAUGACGUAUCGUGAGAUGCAGAAGAUGCUGCGCCGAGAGGCUGGUGACGAAGGUAACCCGGUCGACUGCUGCCCAACCGAUGCAGAGAUGUCGGAACCGCUGGGUGGAACGAACCGGGAUAACAUGUACGUCGACCUCUACCGGGAUGGAGAGAACAAGCAACGAUUUUAUGAAUACUCUUGCAAAAAGGAGGUCCUCGACAAACCGUGCAGGUUCAUCGACCGGAAGCUCAAAAGCCAAUCUCGAUGCGUACAAAAGUUCUCCUACACCUACGCUAUCAUUAAAACCCUCGAUCACAAGGGUGGUUUGGGCGAGCACAGGCACCACCACGGACACCAGAUACUGGCGGUCCCCGGAACUAUAGCCGGGGGUUCUGGGUGGGCAUUGGACUACAUCAAAGUCCGAAGCGGAUGCAGCUGCGAGGUUUCGCCAAAGCCCAAGAAGCAGAAAGCCUCGGCGACGAAGGCUAAAAGGGCGAGAAGCAAACAGCGACAGCCAAGAGACAACGAUCCGGACUUUGAAGCCUGAUUCACGCUUAUCUGUUAUAAAUUCAUAUUAGAAAUUCCGUAAAUAUUUGCCCUGGAAUUUCCAAUUUGUCCAGAAAAACUUAAAGGUUGUUUCCCGAUGUGAACAUGUUGCAGGGAAUUUGGGCAAAAGUCAACCUGCGGAGUGAGAAAUACGUCUUCUUAUAUCUUAGACAUACGCGAAGUUUGUCGCUUAGUUGUUACAGGACCGCAGCUUCUGAAAUCGCUUAACAAGCUUUCCAAUUUUUCCGCACGGAAGUAAAACCUUGGCAUGGUGACGACGACCUUAUUAUCAUUGACCUACCAUUAUCUGGACCAAUUGUUUUCGGCCUCAUACCCACACACACGUGCGUCAAACAAAACUCAUGUAAUCAUCGUAUUUAUUGUCAGAACUUUUACAUAUUAAUACGUCAACAUUUAUAUGAUAGAGAAAAAUAAGUGGCGGGAGAAGAAUUUUUUACAAGAAUUCUAGUUGACAGCCAAUUUAUUGUGGCUUUCAACUACGAUAUCGUGAUUUUCUUCUUCGGUUUAGAGUCCCAAUAUACAUCGAUUUAUCGAUACACCGAAGUUCACUUUCGCUCGACUCCCUGUGGUCAGCUUAGGAUCUGACUGAUUGUUGGCUUUAUUCGAUAACGUGCAAAGAGUUUUCAUAUUUUAAACGUAGUGGCAAAAAUUUCAAAAGCGCUUCGUGACUCUCUUAUCGCUUAUAGGUGUUAAUCGAUAUGGCAAAAAUGUGGUUUAUCACUCCGAAUUUAUCCAAAUGAAACGUCAAUGGAUUUUUGAGAUACUGAAAUACAAGACCUGCUCACCUUUUUGGUACUUAUCAGCGCGACAUUUCAGUGUGAGUCGGGAUCAGUGAACCGAGGGGAUAUUCAAUAAAACAAAAAGAAAAGUCUCGAGACCACUUUACACUAAUAAUUUAACUUUACGACGUUUAGGUUAUAGUUUUUAUAUGCGGCCAGUUCUUAUUAAUUCUUGUAUAUGAAAAUUUGUACCUAUAUUUGAUUACUUCAUGUAUGAUUAGAUUUCUUCAUAAUUAUCAUAAGAUUUACGCGCGCAGUUAUGCCGCGCGUCAGUAUUCUAAGUAAUAUCUGAUUGUUUGAUGGAUCUGGGCGUAUUCUGGGAUGUAAAUAUAUCCCGGAUACAAAUAAGAGAAGUAAAAAUGUUAAGAAAAAAAAUAUUAUUAAAAAUUUUUUUUUUUUUUUAGCUCUACUAGAAAAUAUUUAAUGAAAUUGUCUAUUGAAUAGAUUAACUAAUUAUAUAUGUAUGUGUAUAUAUAUGCAUAUAUACAUAUGUAUAAUAUCGCGAUACUUGUGAACUGACUAGAAAAUGUACGUGGUGUGCCAAUUAUGACGCCAUAUCUUUGAGCAAUCUGGUGUGAUUGAAAUUUAAAAAUUGUGUUCGGGAUUUUUUUUUCUCGCUCUUCUAUUUCGAAUUGUUUUGUUCUCUUCGAUAGUAGAUUAUUAUACAUAGGUAUGAAAAAUUUGUUUAAUUUCAUUUCCGAUAAGAUCCUAUCUACCGUCGACAAAAUAAUGAAAGACACUAUCGCCGUAAAUUCUUAUUAGAUAACAUUGAAAAUAUCAUUGGCAUACCGAUAUUGAGAGUAACAUUGAUUGAAAAGUAAAGUCUUGUCAAACUCGAUGAUCACAUAAUGUAGUGAUUUUCGAUCGAUUUCUGUAACGAGUACGAAUGAAUUUCUCAAAGAUGCAACAGUCGUUGGCUACUACACCAUGUACAACAUCAUGUUGUAUUUAUGAAUAUGUGUUAAAAUGUAUCUAAAAUGAAAUUACGAUUUAUUAACGUAAUUGAAUCAUUAAUUACUAUAAAUAUUCUCACCCAAUGCAAUUAUCGAGAGAGACUCGGUAGCAACAUUAACUUUUAUUAAUUUCCGUGUAUUAUACAACACUUGGCCUCCAGAGACUAAACGCAGCUCUCUGUACAUCCGUGUAAACAUUGUACAUAAACAC
Molecule: messenger RNA, 4218 nt
Organism: Neodiprion virginianus
Lineage: Eukaryota; Metazoa; Arthropoda; Insecta; Hymenoptera; Diprionidae
Exons: 6
Coding region: 1545-2255 (236 amino acids)
Biological process (GO): innate immune response; regulation of Toll signaling pathway; central nervous system formation
Cellular component (GO): extracellular region
Molecular function (GO): Toll binding; growth factor activity
Source: RefSeq, a predicted model, not a curated record